Molecule: messenger RNA, 1887 nt
Organism: Serpula lacrymans var. lacrymans S7.9
Lineage: Eukaryota; Fungi; Basidiomycota; Agaricomycetes; Boletales; Serpulaceae
Exons: 6
Coding region: 39-1685 (548 amino acids)
Biological process (GO): protein folding in endoplasmic reticulum
Cellular component (GO): endoplasmic reticulum
Molecular function (GO): misfolded protein binding; protein-folding chaperone binding
Source: RefSeq, a predicted model, not a curated record
CCGUUUCGUUGCUGCAGCUGGUUUGCUUUCAUUCCGCAAUGCGCCUUUUGGCACUUUCUUCACUUCUCAUACUCGCCAUUGGCACAAGCGCAGACCCUUCUGCUGGCUCGUCGCUGUACCCGCCUGGUCUCCUGCCGUUAAUCAACCGGGCUAAUACCCUUCUCUCCUCCGGUCAGUUUGGUGAAGCUGCAAAGACUUACUCAGAAGCAAUAGAAUUAUCUCCAGUUGACUAUGUCUUAUAUUAUAAGCGUGCAACUGCCUACUUCUCUUCCAACAGACACUCUAAUGCUUUAGAGGACUUUGACAAAGUGCUGUCGCUGACAUCUGAUACCUUCGAUAACGCAUUCUUAAUGAAAGCCAAAAUACAUACCAAGGAAGGCAACUGGCAAGCUGCCCGUGAUGCAUUGCAACGUUACUCUACCAAGGUCAAGGAUGAUCCUUCUGCCUCCUCACUACAAGCAGAUAUCUCUGAAGGGGAGAGUGCUUCACAAAAAACGGUGAACAUGCGACGAGCCCAACUUUGGACAGCUUGUUCAGAGGCAGCGACACAGGUUUUGAGAAUUGCAUCACACUCCAUUGAUAUACGACAGCAUCGAGCCGAGUGUAACCUUGCGGCGGGGGAAAUCGAAGGUGCCGUGCUUGACUUGAGCCGGCUCACUCAUCUCACCACUACCUCCACUACUUCACUCAUGCGCAUAUUCCGCCUGUCUUAUUUUUAUCUUCCUCCACCUACAUUUUCUUCGCCUACCUCCGCACUUUCUACUCUGAAGCAGUGUCUCCACCUGGACCCAGACUCCAAACAGUGUCUUCCGGCGCAUCGAUUGAUUAAAUCAUUUGAUAAAACGUUUGCGAAACUCGAAAAGCUGACCGCCGCGGAAGACUGGAGAGGUAUUAUUAGUCUUCUCGUCGGUUCAGGUAGCAAUAAGAGCAACUUCCUGGGCGACGGCUUUGCACGCAAAUUCGAGGAUGCCCUCGAAGCCAAUUCAGCGAAGGAACAACUCCUAGACAUGUCACGCCCAUCUUCUGCUUCUAUAUUGCUUCCAGUCGGUGCUAAAGUGAGUCCUCGCCGAAAAGAAAUUUUGCGAGCGGUUUGUAGUGCAUACGUGAAGAUCGGGUCGGUUCGUAAAGCGGAGCCAUGGUGUGACGCUUUGCUUGGUAUGGAUGGUGCAGAUAACGAUGCAGAUGGUUUAGCCGGUAAAGGAGAAGCCUUGCUAGCUAGAGAAGAAUGGGAGGAGGCUGUCAGGACAUUUGAGAGAGCAUUUGAAGCGAGUGGGAGGAGUAGUCGAGAAAUCCUUUCGAAGCUGCAGAAAGCUCAAAGAUUGCUGAAGCAAUCAAAACAAAAAGAUUACUAUAAGGUUUUGGGAGUUGCGCGAGAUGCAGACCAGCAGACUAUUAAGAAGGCUUACCGUAAGGCAGCUAUUAAAGCUCAUCCAGACAAAGGAGGAAGCGAGACGAAGAUGGCAACGGUCAAUGAAGCAUAUGAAGUGCUAUCUAAACCAGAGCUCCGCCAACGCUUUGACAAUGGUGACGAUCCUAACGAUCCGAUGUCUCAAGGCGGUGGAAAUCCGUUUGGCGGAGGUUUUGCUGAUAGCCCGUUCUCACACUUUUUCCAACAAGGACACAGUGGUGGCGGGGGUGGUGGCGGGGGUGGCGGAUUCCAGUUUUCCUGGGGACGCGGACGGUGAGAAUUGCUCUCACGAACGUAGGAAUGUGGACAGGAAAGUUGCGUGGUUGGUAUCAUCUAUCCUGUUGUACUUGUGGGGUUAUUUUUUCGGCGAUACUUACCUUUCUGGAUAUGUUGUAUGUUCGCUGUGGACAAACUUACACGAUCCGUGAUACUAUUGUACAUAUAAUAGGAAUGGCUACCAAUCAAGACGUGCAGAACAG